Messenger RNA from Myxozyma melibiosi, 2753 nucleotides. Its product is annotated as velvet factor-domain-containing protein. Lineage: Eukaryota; Fungi; Ascomycota; Lipomycetes; Lipomycetales; Lipomycetaceae. The record is from RefSeq and is a predicted model, not a curated record. The transcript is spliced from 2 exons. The coding region runs from base 315 to 2291 and encodes 658 amino acids.
CCUCCUCCUCCUCCUCCUCCUCCUCCUCCUCUUCGUCUUGCUUUUAUUCUUCCCGUGCGCGUCCUCGUCCGACUCCUCCUACUCCUCCUCCUCCUCCGCUCGUCCUCACCGCGUUCCCUCCUCAUCUACCUCCCCUCCCCCGCGCCUGCCCUCUUCCUCUCCUCACCUCGCCCGCCGUCUAUCACCCCUCCAUCCACCCCCGCCCCUCUCUCCCUCCUCGCAUCACAAUGCGUCCCUGAGUGACAUCAAUCAGCCCACAUCCCCUCUUCAUCGCCUCAACCCUCUCUCUCUCUCUCUCUCUCUCUCGAUCGACAAUGGACCACUACCUUUCCGCACCACAGGCCGCUCCCAGCAUGUGCGACUUCACGCUCGAAGUCGCCCAGCACCCCAUCCAGGCGCGCGCCUCGGGCUGGGGCUCGCGGUCAGACACCCGUCGUCCGGUUGAUCCACCGCCGGUGGUCAACCUCGUGGUCUCCCAGGACGGCAACGACGUCACCGUCUGCUGCAAAAACUUAUUCAUCCUGCAAGCAACCCUUCACGCAGCCUACCCGGUCGUCCCCACGCCGACCUCGCAAACCACGCCGACGUCCCCCCCGCAAUCCUCAAACCUGAUCGGCACAACCAUAACCUCGCUCUCAUUCAUGAAACACCCGCCCCCGGGCCGCGCAUACUUCCUCUUCCACGACCUCUCCGUCAGACAAGAAGGUUCCUACCGCAUCGUCUUCUCGCUCUUCGAGCUCUGCGAAGGCAUCGGCGCCGUUUGGCGCCAGGAAGCAGUCAGCGACGUGCUCACGGUAUACUCGCCAAAGAAGUUCCCGGGCCUGGACGUCUCGAGCGCGUUGACGCGCGAGAUCGCGAGUCAGGGCGGGAAGGUGCGGAUCAGGCGCGAGGCCAGGGUGCGCAGUAACCGCCGCGCGGCGCUCACGCUCCGGCAUCAGCAGGUCCAGCAUCAGCAUCGCCAGCAGCGCGGUAAUGGCGGGUAUUCCACAUCAGCAGCAGCGAACGAGGAUGGUAAUGGCAACGACGACGACGACGACGAAUACGCGCGACAGCAGCAGAUCAAGACCGAAGGCUACUCUUCAGCAUCGAGUAUAUCGCCGACGCUAGAUCGCCAACAAAAACGGAUCUCUCCACACGACAGCCCUGACUUUGCGCGCGCGUCAGCUGCGUCAGCGGCGGGACAGACGCGGGCGUCGUCGGCGGACUACUCGUUCCAGACCGCGAGUUAUGUGCCGUACAGCUCCGCGACAGGGCUGAUCUCGCAGUCUGCCGCGUCCGCAGCGCAUUAUUCUCCCUACUCGGUCGCCAGCUCGGCGGCGUAUCCUGGGUUCGGCGGGUUCAGCAGCUCAGCAGCGGCAGGGGCAACAGGCAGCGGGUCUUCGUCGACGGCGACGACGUCUACGGCUACAAGUACGACUACAGCAAGCGACUCUGCGCUCUCGCCUCCUCCUCUCCCCCCACCGCCUGUACCUACGCUCUCUCUUCCGCUACCACCCGCACCACAGCUCGCGUACCAACAACAACAACAACAACAGCAGCAGCAGCAACAAUUCCCGCUGUCGUCUACCUCGUCAGGAACAGUCAUGUCGACGGCGGCGGCAGCAGCGGCGGCAGCGGCAGCGGGCGCGCCGUAUUGGUAUUUACCGCCGCCGCCGUCGUCUGCUGUGCCGCGGAACUUCUCACAGAACCCGGUUAUGUUUCCCCAGCUACCUGGUCCGCCUCAGCAGCAAGCACAGCAGCAACAACAGCAACAACUCCAACUCCAACAGCAGCAGCAGCAGCAACAACAGCAGCACCCACAACAGUACACCUUCGGAAACCAGUUCGUGUCGGACCCAGGCAAAUUCGUGUUUGUAGAUUCCUCAUAUUCGCAGGCGACGAGGCACCCGCAAAACCCGGCGCAGACCCUGCCGGCGCCGUCCUCUUCCUCCUCCUCCGCCUCUGCUUCUGCCGCGCAGAACCAGAGCCAGCAGUCAUACCAGAUCGUGCAGCAGUACUUGCCUACGCACCAGCUCGUCCACGGCGAAAACGGCGAGAUGCUAGCCGGCGCGCAGACCGGCAUGCUGUCGUCGGCCGAGCACCACGCCGCGCACCACGCCCACGCGCACGCGCUUCAUCCGCAGCCGAACCAGCACCACGCGCCGCCGACGUCGCUGCCGGGGAUGAACAUGAUGCAGAUUCCGCUGGGUAUGCAGAGCAUACCUAUCGCGUCUGGCGUUUCCGCGCACGGCGUCAUGGGCGAGAUGGAUACGUCUGGCCAUUACUUGUACGAUGAGGGAUUUGACGAGUAGGGAGUUGUGGUGAGGUUGAGUUGUUUGAUAUUUUUUUUGUCUUUGAUAUUUGUGUUUUUUAUGUUUGAAUUUGUCAGGAAUAUGACGGAGUGCGGGGUGUUCUUGUUCUGUAUCUUUAUCUGCAGCUAUGUCAAUUACUGUUUAUUAUCGCUGUCUGUCUAAUUGUUUGCUUUUCUCAUGUUGGAAGGAUACGGAGGAAGGAAGGAACGGGUCACGGAAACGAUCAGCGAGCGCACAUGAACGACGCUGGACCGCGUAGAACAUAUCGUGUAAUAUGUAAUAUAUAAUAUAUAAUACAUAAUAUCAGUCUUUAUCUAGUGAGAAGAGGAAGUGGCGAGAUCGGAGGUCCAGCUCGUGAAGCUGAGAAUGCUCCGGAGGGGACGAUGGGUUGAUCGUCUUGCGCUUGCGUUCUUUGCUUCUCGGCCGAAGACGCGGUUCCCGAUCCCCGGGUUUGAAGUAUUG